Messenger RNA from Phaeodactylum tricornutum CCAP 1055/1, 3408 nucleotides. RefSeq lists its product with no specific name. The transcript has 3 exons. Lineage: Eukaryota; Bacillariophyta; Bacillariophyceae; Surirellales; Neidiaceae. Gene Ontology annotation, biological process: transmembrane transport. Gene Ontology annotation, molecular function: ATP binding; ABC-type transporter activity; ATP hydrolysis activity. Gene Ontology annotation, cellular component: membrane. The record is from RefSeq and is a predicted model, not a curated record. Bases 1 to 3408 code for a protein of 1135 amino acids.
AUGGCACACUGUGCCGUUUUUGUCCGCACUUCUGUCAGUACUAUGUUGUAUCGCAAAGCGCUACGAGUAUCCGCUUCCGGUCGGGCCAAAACCUCCACCGGACAAGUAGUCAACAUGAUGAGCAACGACACGGCACAGUUGCAGCGAUUCUUGCAGUUCGUCGGUAUGACUUUGGUCGCCCCCUUGCAGAUCAUUAUCGCCUUGGUUCUGAUUUUUCAACAAGUCGGAAACGCCACUUGGGUUGGUGUUGGAUUCAUGUUUGCCUUGGCACCCAUUAAUACCGUUGUCUUCUCCAUAGUAUCCAAGCAACGUCGCAAGGUACUCAAAUAUUCCGAUUUGCGCGUCAAGAUGAUGAACGAAAUUCUUGCCGGUAUUCGAAUUAUCAAAUUCUACGCCUGGGAGCGGCCGUUCGGAAAAGAGGUCGGGCGUAUUCGUGGCUCCGAACUAAAGGCCUUGACUAAACUUGCUUAUACCUCGGCCAUCGGAUUUUCGCUCAUCCUCAUGUCAGCGCCUCUGAUACAACCCAUUCUAGUGUUCUUAACCUACGUGUCUAUCCAAAACGAACCGCUCGACGCGGCUACAGCCUUUACUACAGUCGCACUUUUCAACAUUAUGCGCUUUCCGUUCGCUUUUAUGCCCAUGGGACUCUUGCAAUAUAUUCAGAGCAAGAUUUCUUUAAAACGUCUGGAGCGUUACCUGGCCUUGCCGGAAUUGGACGAAUACACCUCGGAUGUUGACAUGAUGGCGAGUAACCACAGUUCAGUCGCGGGUAGCAGCGUCUUGACUGAGAGUACCCAGAAAACUCCUCCCAUCACGCUGCAAGAAUUGACAUGCACAAUUCAAACCGGUAAGCUAGUCGCAAUUGUCGGUGCCGUUGGUUCGGGCAAAUCUAGCUUUCUGUCCGCUAUCUUAGGUGAAAUGGAACCCGUCAAGGGAUGCAAAGUUUACAUGCCGCGUCCUGUAGAUGCGCCAACAGGCUUUGUGUCUUACUGUACGCAGACCCCGUGGGUCGUCAACGACACUUUGAGAGGAAAUGUUCUGUUUGGACGUGAUUUCAAUCAAGAACGAUAUGAACGCGUUCUGGAGGCGUGUGCGUUAGUGGACGAUCUCGCUAUUUUACCUGCCGGUGAUUUGACGGAAAUUGGCGAACGAGGCAUCAAUUUGUCGGGUGGUCAAAAGGCCCGUGUUGCGUUAGCCCGGGCUUUGUACUCCGACGAGACUCGUCUGAUGCUCAUGGACGAUCCCUUGUCGGCGGUGGAUGCACAUGUUGGAGAGCACAUAUUUUCUAACGCUAUAGCCGGAGACAUGGCCAAAGGAAUAACUCGAUUGUUAGUCACACAUCACGUUCACUUGCUGUCACGAUGUGAUGACGUCAUUGUUAUGGAGCACGGCCGUAUCAAGCACCAGGGCCGGUACAGAGAUUUGGUGGCCGCCGGUGUUGACUUUGCGGGCGCGGUGGACGUCUCAAAAAUCAAGGCAGCCUCAAAGCAGGAGCCUGAAAAAUUUGACGACGAAGUUACAGCCCAAAAGGAGGUCGAGCUGUCGGCUGAGAAGAAAGCAGCUCUAAAGAAGAGCGGGAAAAAGCUUGUGAGGGACGAAGAGCGCGAAGAAGGAAGUGUUGACGGCUCGGCUUAUAUGCAUUACGCUAGAGCCGGUGGAUUGUUGACGGCGGCAUCCGUUUUUGUCAUUCAGGCGCUCGGUCGAGCCUCAGAAGUGACUGCUGGGUUCUGGCUGGCCUUGUGGGCAGAGCGCAGUCUUGAAGCAUCGUUGAGUGGAGAUCCGUUCUCGCAGACUACAACAAAUCGAUAUCUUGGUGUGUACGCUUUGUUUGGUCUGGGCGGUGUCAUAGGGCUUACCGCGCGCGCCAUCAUUGUUGCGGUUCACCGCCUUCGGGCUUCAAAGAAGAUGCAUGAUGACUUGACCGAGAGUAUCUUACGUGCACCUGUUUCUUUCUUUGACAUCACCCCUACUGGACGGAUUCUCAAUCGUUUUGCGGCCGACAUGGACAAGGUCGAUCUCGAGCUGACGCAGAGCCUUUCACAGGGAGUGUCAACUGUCUUCAGUGUUCUCGGAGCAAUUGGGGCAAUUAUCGCUGCCACAAACGGCACAUUUCUAGUUCCAUUGAUUCCUAUCGGCUAUUUGUACUACCUGAUCCAGAAGUGGUUUCGAAAGACAUCAACUGAGCUGCAGCGCAUCAACAGCAUCGCAAAUUCUCCUAUAUUUGCUGAUUUUUCUCAAACCCUCUCCGGUACUUCGACGAUUCGAGCCUACGGCGAAGAAAAGCGGUUUUUCAUCCAGUGCAAGAAGUCUUUCGACAACAUGAACACAUCAUACAUCCUCGUUCAGUUAGUCAAUUACUGGCUUGGACUUCGUCUUGAUGUCUUGGGAGGACUUAUGGGGGCCUUUAUUGGAGGAGUCGCUGUUGCUACUUCGUCGUCUGGUUUCAUUUCAGCAGGGUGGCUUGGUCUCGCCCUGUCGUACAGCAUUGAAAUGACAAAUUACCUCAAGCAUGGAGUUCGUAUGAUUGCUACAAUCGAGGCGCAAAUGAAUUCUGUCGAACGUAUUCUCUUCUACACCAACAACAUAAAAGCGGAGGCACCUGAGUUUAUCCCGGAAUGUGAUCCUGAACCUGGUGUAUGGCCGAUCAAUGGCGAGAUCGAGCUCAGCCACGCCUCCAUGCGGUAUCGCGAUGGACCACUAGUUUUGAAGGACUUAUCGCUAAAGGUCAAAGCCGGCGAGCGUGUGGGAGUUUGUGGGCGUACAGGAAGCGGUAAAAGUAGUCUUAUGAUAUGUUUGUUCCGUAUCGCAGAACUGGAAGAUGAUGGCGGAAAAAUCUUGAUUGAUGGGAUUGACGCUUCCGAAAUUGGAACUUCAGCUUUGCGUUUAAAUCUUUCCAUCAUUCCUCAGGACCCUGUGAUAUUUUCCAACACCGUUCGUUAUAAUCUGGAUCCGUUCUCAGCAGCAACAGACGAAGAAGUGUGGGAAUCUUUGACGAAGGUGCAAAUGGCUGACACUAUCGCGGAGUUACCAAAUGGACUCAGCGAGCAAGUUUCGGAGGGAGGAGAAAAUUUUUCGCAGGGACAGCGCCAGCUUUUAUGUAUUGCGCGAUCGUUGAUUCGUAAGCCCAAGAUUUUAGUAAUGGACGAAGCGACGGCGAGUAUCGACAACGCUACGGACUCGGCAAUUCAGCGAAUGAUUCGUGAAAAUUUUGAGAAUACAACAGUGUUAACGAUCGCUCAUCGCUUGAAUACGAUUAUGGACAGCGACCGCGUGUUGGUGUUAGAUGACGGAAGGAUAGCCGAGUUUGAUACCCCAGAGGCUUUGUUGGCGAAAGAGACUAGCUUGUUCCGUGCAAUGGUAGAUAAAAGUCGGGCUGCCAAGUCAAAAACUCUCAUCGAAGGAGAGUAG